Rosa chinensis is the source of this 1686-nucleotide messenger RNA. Its product is annotated as disease resistance protein RPV1-like. The transcript has 6 exons. Bases 1 to 1686 code for a protein of 561 amino acids. The record is from RefSeq and is a predicted model, not a curated record. Gene Ontology annotation, molecular function: ADP binding. Gene Ontology annotation, biological process: signal transduction; defense response. Lineage: Eukaryota; Viridiplantae; Streptophyta; Magnoliopsida; Rosales; Rosaceae.
AUGGAUGACGCAGAGCUUGAGAAAGGAAAAUCCAUUAGGCCUGAACUUUUAGCUGCAAUUGAGGACUCUAGAUCUGCGAUUGUCAUUCUCUCAAAGAACUAUGCUUCUUCGUCAUGGUGCUUGGAUGAACUCGUCAAGAUUAUUCAAUGCAUGAAAGAAUUGGGCCAACAAGUCCUCCCCGUCUUCUUAAACGGCGUGAAUCCUUCUGAGGUGCAGCACCAAAGGGGAAGCUCUGAAACAAGAAUAAUUGAGGACAUUGUUAAUCAUAUACUAAAGAAGUCCGUGUAUACAUCUUCAAGUGUUGACAAAGGCUUCAUAGGAAUGAAUUCCCGCAUUGAUGAUUUAUUAAGCAAUUACAUAUGUCCGCAGCUUUGUGGGGAUUUUGACCAAAGCUGCUUUCUUUCCAAUGUUAGAGAAAUGUCUAAAAACAAUGGCCUGGUUUCUCUACAAGAAAACCUUCUUUCCAGAAUCCUGCUGGCAAAUAUUGAAAAUAUAGAGGAUGAAUACACAAGAGCUGCUAUGAUACAAAGGCGGUUGUGUAGAAAAAAGGUGCUUGUUGUUAUUGAUGAUGUGGAUCAGUUGACACAAUUAGAGAAAUUGGCUGGAAGUCACAGCUGGUUCGGUCUAGGGAGUAGAAUUAUCAUAACCACCACAGAUGUUCAGUUGUUAAAGGCACAUGAUGUUGAUGCUACAUACAAGGCUAACGGGUUAAACUGUGAUGAAGCACUUCAACUUUUGAGUUUGAAGGCUUUCAAGAAAUGUCCCCCUCCAGAAGAUUAUUUGCAUCUGUGCUACGAUAUUUUAGAGUAUGCUCAGGGGCUUCCGUUGGCUCUCGUGGUUUUAGGUUCUUUUCUGUCUGGUAGAGGGGCUGAUAAAUGGGCAAGUGCAAUAGAUAGGCUGAGGAGCACACCAGAUAAACGCAUUAUUGACAUGCUUCGGAUUAGUUUUGAUGACCUGCAUAAAAAAGAGAAAGAAAUAUUCCUACAUAUUGCUUGCUUUUACAAGGGGAAGGAUAAGGAUCGUGUGACACAAAUACUAGACUAUUGCCAGCUACAACCUGUCAUUGGUUUAGAUGUUCUUGCUGAUAGAUCUCUCAUAACUAUCUCCAACAAUGAUUUGUCGAUGCAUGAUUUGCUACAAGAAAUGGGCUGGGAAAUUGUUCGUGAAGAGUCUCCUGAUGAGCCAGGCAAACGUAGUAGAUUAUGGUCUCAUAAAGACAUCAACAAGGUGCUGGAGAGAAAUAAGAAUUUUGACAAGCUGAAGUUCAUCAAACUCUGCCAUUCUCAAAACAUUGUGGAGACCCCAGACCUUGCAGGUGUUCAGAAUCUUGAGACUUUAGAUCUUGAAGGAUGUUCUCAUUUGGUAAAUGUGGGGGAGAUGGACUGUUUUGAGGAAACUGAUGUGAAUAGUGGGUCUGCAAUAGAAAUAUCAUCUACGCAUGAUCACAGAAAAUACGUUAAAGGUAUUCCAUUUGAUAUAGAUAGCGAGGAUCGAGGCAGUACAGGUGUACAAAGGUUACUUGAACUUUCCUCGAGUAGUGCAAAUUCAUGUGGACUUGAUCAGCUUACUUUCCUCUUUACGCUUUCACUAAUGAAACUUGAAUUCAUCAAGAAGGGGGGAAAUAGUUUGAUGUUGGUUUUAACUACAGUUGGCUUAAAGGUGGAAUUAACUGCUAGAAGUUUAUAG